Messenger RNA from Bursaphelenchus okinawaensis, 1809 nucleotides. NCBI's taxonomy places the organism in Eukaryota, Metazoa, Nematoda, Chromadorea, Rhabditida, Aphelenchoididae. The record is from the annotation of a GenBank genome assembly.
AUGAUUGUUAUCCUUACAUUAACUGCUGCUAUAAUAAACGCCAAUGAUUGGGGUUACGAUUCCCAUAACGGUCCAGAGUCUUGGAUUGAGAAUUGUGCUAGUGGUCGAAAACAAUCACCUAUUGACAUCCACGCCGCUGACGUUGACUAUGCUUUAAUAAACAAGAUGCACUUUGCUAAUUACAUACGAACAGGGAAUGUAUCUGUCAAAAAUAAUGGUCAUUCAGGUUUGUUUGUUUUUACAUUUACAACUGAAAUGACAGUUAUAUAUGUCAGCUGAAAAAAUUAUUAAAUGUUUCUUAGCUGUACGUCUUAAACAUUCAGGAAAAACAUUCGCUUUUGAUUUUAUGUAAAAUUUCAAAAUGUAGAGAUUUUCUUAAAAGUUGCUUUUUUAAAGGGCACUAUGACUGCUCGGGCGAUUAUAGACCCGGACGGUCACUCGGGGAAGAAAAUUUUUUAAAAUACCACACAAUACCACAAAGGUAAACUUUAAAUAAUUUUAACAAAUCAUAAAUACAACACCUAUUUUAAUUUUUAGUAUUAUUUGGUAUCACCAUUUACAUAUAUUAUUAUAUUUUAAAAUUUUAGUGCCAAUUAUAUAAAUUUAAAUUGAUUUUAAUAUAUGGUACCACUCAAUACUAUUUUAACCUCAGGCCGACCAUAAAAUAACGUGGGCCAAAAAUCGCCCGAGUUGAGGGAGUACGUAGUUUAACUACAAAAUCUCGUUUUUUCAGACAAAUAUGUUUAAUUGAAAUUUUCUGAUUUUCGUCGCAGAAGAUCAAUGUUUUUCGAGGACGUUUUGUGAUUAAACUACGUACCCCUCUAAGGUCCUUUAAAGGAUUUAUAUUUAAAAAAUUAAAAACUGUUUUGCAGUGAUGAUAUCUGGAUUUGCUAACUGGGGAGAGCAUCAACCUUAUAUUUACGGCGGCGAUCUAGAAACAAAGUAUCAUUUGCUGCAAAUACAUUUUCAUUGGGGUCCUACAAACGAUAUCGGAAGUGAACACACAAUAGGAACUUUGCAUUAUCCCAUUGAAAUUCAUUUAGUACAUCAGAAAGAUGGUACCAAAGAUCUUACGGUUUUGCCAGGUGAUGGUCUUGCUGUUUUAGGAGUUUUUGGAUAUAUUUCUCAAGAAAGUAUACAUUUCAAUACAAUAGAACCAACAUUAAACAACCUCAUACAUCACGGAAGUGAAAUAAAAAUUGAAAAAUAUCAACCAAAAGAAUUUUUACCAGUAAAUGCAGACAAUUUCUACCGUUACCAAGGGUCGUUAACAACACCAGGAUGUGGUGAACAAGUUAUAUGGACUGUGUUUGCUGAACCUCUGCCAAUUACACAAAAACAGGUAUAUAAAAUUAAAUUUUUUUAUUUACAAAACAAUUUGAGAAAAAAUAAAUUAGUUUUUAUACCAAUACAGUAAGUACAUUAGUAGAAAAAAUGCGUUUUUAAUAUUGACGUUAUUACACAUGUGUAAUUGUUUUUAUGCGGCAUUUUUUAAAAAAAUACAAUGAUACCGAUGUUAUUAUUUGAGAAAACCUUACGCCUUUUGAUCUUGUAUAGCGAAUUUUUACUUUAAAAAACUGUGAUUUCAUUUUUUAGCUGACAAUGUUUCGAAAAUUGACUUCUGGUUCUGGAAACACUUUUGAUUUGGGAAAUUUUCGAAACACUCAACCGCUAAAUGGCCGUAGAAUUAAAUACCGUGGCGGCGCUGACAGACAUGGCAUUUGUGGACACAACUUUGUAAUGAUCUUGUCGCCGAACUACUUAUUGUUUGCAAUGUUCAUUGCGGCAUACAAUGAAUUUUUUAAUUGA